Hyaloperonospora brassicae is the source of this 1011-nucleotide messenger RNA. Lineage: Eukaryota; Oomycota; Peronosporomycetes; Peronosporales; Peronosporaceae. The record is from the annotation of a GenBank genome assembly.
AUGCAGUACGUCGUCCUCUCGUCCCUUUCCGGUGGCGACUCGGCGACGCUCCGGCGAAUGGACGCGGGCUCGCAGACGUUCGUGUGUGUCGUGUGGGCUGCCGCCGUCGUUGGCAUUGGCGGCCUCCACCAGCGCUCGAUCCACAGAGGCCUCUUGUGCUGUCGGCCACGUGCAGCUCGGACCGGUGGAAAACCAGCUGCUGGAGGUGCUGACGGCGCGACGCUUCCAGACGAGACACUCACGGAGCGCUUACGACUCGUGGGCGAGAACUGGUUUGCGACGGUGGCCAGUGGCACUGCGUUUUGCACGGACUGUGGCGACGCGAUGCCGUCAGGAGACGCGAACCCGGACGUGUGCAUGUCUCAGUCCAAGAGCCAAGUGCUGGAGCGGAGGCGGCAAUUGGCGUAUCGUACGUACCUCAGCACAACGGCGUUUGUGGACCCGAAGCACGCGAAGGACGGCGGUGUGAGAAUGAUGGACAGUGACCGCAGUAUCCGCUGGAUGGACUCUGGCGUGCAAGGCCCGGAGACCCAGGUGUCGUACAUGCAGACUCCUGCAGACUUCUCACGUGGCCGUGAUGGUUUCGACUCGGCAGCUUUUGCUGGUACGAAUGCUGUGUUCUGUCGCCAAGCCUUUGACCCGAUUGGUGGCUUUCAGUACGGUAUACUUAGACUGACGAUGCGUUUACGAGAACGUGGUUCACACUCCUGGCUGGGACUCGAUAAGAAGCGUUGGGCGAAGGGUUCUGUGGAUAUUCUGCUGAUGCCAAAUGGGCGCGAAGUCGACCCGGACUGGCGUCUGCCGCGCAUGCCUGCCUUGGACCCGAAGUCGUCCCUCACGUUCCCGCGCAAGAUGUUUAUCUACGGCUCGGUGAUGUACCCGUUCGAUUCGAUUCCUGCUCUGUGUUACGUGGCGAUCGCCGUCUACUACUUGUGCACGGGAGACGCGCCGAUAUACGCUCGUCAAUCUACGCUCGUGGAACGAAGUUUCUGUACUCUUUCUAGCUCGUGA